Molecule: messenger RNA, 2311 nt
Organism: Scophthalmus maximus (turbot)
Lineage: Eukaryota; Metazoa; Chordata; Actinopteri; Pleuronectiformes; Scophthalmidae
Product: isoaspartyl peptidase/L-asparaginase
Exons: 7
Coding region: 14-1054 (346 amino acids)
Molecular function (GO): asparaginase activity
Source: RefSeq, a predicted model, not a curated record
UCCGUCUUGAACCAUGUGUCAAGUCAGCGCCGAUGAGGCCGAAAACAACACUCAAAUCUCCCAAAACCACGUGAGCAUGGCGGAGGUGUUGUCCGAAGAAGAUCGGGAGAGGAAAUCAAAGAUGUCCGCAGUUGUAGUGGUGCACGGUGGGGCGUGGGCCAUACCUGAUGAGCUGGCCGAGGCCUCCGUUAGUGGAGUGAAGGCUGCGGCGUGUGAAGGGUUCUCUGCGCUGAAGCGAGGAGGAAACGCCGUGGAUGCUGUUGAAGCGGCUGUGAGAGCUUUGGAGGACAACACCGUGUUUAAUGCAGGCCAUGGAGCAGCACUAAACGCCAAUGGAGAAGUGGAGCUGGAUGCCAUCAUCAUGGACGGAAGCACACUGGCCAGCGGGGCCGUGUCUUGUGUGAAGAACAUCGCCAACCCGGUGUCACUGGCCCGUGCAGUGAUGGAGAAGACUGCCCACAUCAUGUUGACAGGCAGAGGCGCGAACAUGUUUGCUGAGAGCGUCGGUGUGGCCACAGUCCCCACUGAGACACUGGUGACGGAGUACGAGAGGAAAGAAUGGGAGAAACGCAAGCAUUAUGUUGCAGGGGUGAUGGAAGAUUUCAACUCUCAGUGGGCCCAUGAUACUGUCGGGGCGGUUGCUGUGGACUGUGCUGGCAAUGUUGCGUGUGCAACAUCAACUGGUGGGAUCAGAAAUAAAAUGGUCGGCAGAGUAGGAGACUCUCCGAUUAUUGGCUCCGGAGGAUAUGCCGACAACUUCAGCGGUGCGGUGUCUUGUACCGGUCAUGGAGAGUCCAUUCUCAAAGUCACGUUGGCCAGACUCAUUCUUUCACAUAUUGAACAAGGUAAACCAGUGGCAGAAGCCUCACAGGCGUCUCUGCGGUACAUGGGAGACCGUGUUCGAGGUGCAGGAGGAGCGAUCGCAGUUUCUCCGUCAGGGCAGUGGGCAGCCACUUUCACCACAGAGCGGAUGGCCUGGGCAGCUGUGGAGGACGAUGUUCUGUGGUAUGGAUUGGACCCAAAUAUGAGAUUAAAAGAGCAGUUGUCCAAGUAACAAGUUUAAACAUUUUUUGUUGUUGUUGUUAUUGUAUUGAGAAAUAUAUCUGUGGAGACUCUCAUUCAUCCAGGUUCAUAGUUACUGUAUCCACAAGAAGAACCUACAACCAAGUCCAGUUGCCCCUGAUUCAACACCCUCGUGGAUUGAGAAAUAUAACAGCUCCCUGUUAUAUUUCUCAAUACAAUGUAAAAAAAACAAAACUAUUUCAAAUAUGUUCUCCACUAAUUUAACUUCCUGGAUCCCUUGGUCUCACAUUCUAUACUGUUGCUAGAAGAAAUUAGUUAUUUUUCUUCUGUCUAAUCUGAGAUGUCAGAGCGAGUGAUCGGAUCUCACUUCCCCGCGCUACGUGUGCGAAAGAAACAUGUGAAUCAUCGAUGUUUGCAAAGACAAGACGCCGUGAACCAGUCUCAUUGAAUUAUGUCUAGUUUUCAGUGCUCGUCGAGAACCUCUAAACUCUUGUUGUCAACACAACAACAGCCCCAUUCAUGAGCUCCAUCCUCUGAAACAAUGGCUGCUCAGAGCCACUCGACGGAUGGAGACCUGAUUCAGAAUUUGAAGUAGAUAGCAUGAUCGUUUGCUCCCAACUGUAAUUGAGGAUGGAGGUGGCACAGAAUGGCUUCCUUUACAUGCUGUAUUUCAUUUUUUGAAACGGAGAUAGAAGAGUUACUGUAAAUCUAUAGCCCCCUUAAAUGACAUUUCAGAUUGCUAUGCCUUAGACUGGAUACAUCUUUGAAUAACUUGUAUUUCUUUAUUUCAUGUACACAUUUCUAAUUACAUUUGUCUUGUGUAAGUGAUAGCAAUGCAAAUGAACAUUACUUACAACAUUUUAUACUGUAACUAAGUGUAGUAGAUUUUUUCAAGCAUAAACCAUCUGAAAUAUUGGAAUCCCUUGUGACAUUACAUUUCAUUCAUUUAGCAGACGCUGUUGCCCAAAGUGACUUACAAUAAGUGCAUUCAACCAUGAAGAUAUUGCCCGAAAGUGCAAGAAUCGAUGUAGAUUCCAUAAACAUUUAUCAAAUAGGCAAAAACAGUUUUGAGUGAUUUUUUAUUGUCUAAAAUGAAUGAAGUGGGACUGAUGGUAUGGUGCAGUAACUGUUGUCCUGCUCUGUUAUUAUAUUGACUAUGGACUUUUUGCAUGUAUCCAUUAUUCUGUGGCUACGGUAGGCCUAUGCAACUUUAAAACUUUUUACAAUGGACAGAUUUGUUUCCAAGUUUUAAAAAUUAAUAAAUUGAAUUAUUUGUACCACCUGAAAA